This is a messenger RNA of Linum trigynum, 4211 nucleotides long. Lineage: Eukaryota; Viridiplantae; Streptophyta; Magnoliopsida; Malpighiales; Linaceae. The record is from the annotation of a GenBank genome assembly.
CCACGCUAGUAUAAGUACGAUUGAUGGUGGUCCCCAUGUACCCAACAUCAGGAGGCGAUUCUCAACCUUUUCUUCCUCCUUUCCCUUUCGCUUUGCCGAAUGCUGAUUGCUUGUUCAGUUGCUGUGCUUUUAUUAACACCGACUUCUCGCUUAGCAGAUUACACUCAUUAUUUUCUAUUCCCCUCCGACGACGAAGGUAUAAGACGGGAAGCCCUCCAUUCCUUCCAUCGGUCUCUGUUCUAUUUUGAAUUUCAUCGUCAUCGGAACCUACCGCCGAUGAAUUCCGCGACCCACAUCAAAUAAUCGAAAGCUUCUUUUCCAAGCUGUCUACUUGAUUCUUGAGCUAUAAUUUGUAUCUGUAUGUGCCAUACUUUGGACUAAUCCCACUUUUUUCGUCUUAAAAUGAAUCAGGUUUCAGCUCCUGCAUAUUCGCUGCGAAUUUUGGCUUCUCGUGGUUUCUUGCUAUCCCAAGGUUAGGCGGCCCUCAUCUUUGAAUUUCCCUUUUCUUGGACUCCAAACAAAACAAAGAAAGAAGAUAAUCGUAAUGCAUUUUAACUGCUCGACGAAAUGCUUAGUCCAGCGCUUUGCUCUGUGUUUUCUUUGAUAAGUGUCAGCUGGGUUUGGUGGUAAAGCAGAAGAUUACAUCGGGAUAUUGGUGCAUGGCGCCGUAAGUUGGUCGGUGUCACACCGAUCAAAUAGGUCGGUGUCGCACCGAUCAUCUAUAGUCACUAGUUGGGGAGUCUUUUCGGGCAAUCAAUCUAAGCAACAAGAAGUGAACACUCUUUGUGCUUUUAUGUUUUCGGCUUGGUCGAUGGGCCCGACUCCAACAUCCUUGUUGGCGAGAUGCAAGAUUUUGAAGCCCAUAUCAAACGUGAGCCAAAACAGAAUAAAUGGCCGAUACUCAAACCUUUUCUUCUUUGCCAAAUUUCGUUGAGGCUACUUAAAUUCCUCUGACCAAAUUGAAGUUUUACGCGAUCAAUUCCUUUCCUCGUCAAUCCAUAUAUCUGAAAAAUAGUGAUAAGCUGAUCAAACGAAUGAUCUUAACUUUCUGCGGUGCGAUGUGUCCUGAUUGAUAAAUUUGGUUUGUAGUGCAUCUGAGGGCUGGCCAUUUCUCGCAGUUGAAAAAGAAAGAUGGUUUCCGCGAAUAGGGAAAUGGCGGUGUAUUGCUUUGACACUCUUGUUGCUCACUAUAACAACGAGGAAGCACCCCCUCCUGCCUUUGACGAGGGCCAACAGUAAACCCUUUUCUCCAAUGCUUUUCCUCUCAACAUUCAUUGAUUUGUCAUGUCUGGGGUCAUUUGAUUCAUUGUGAUUCUGGUGCAAAGGAAACCCCUUCCUUUAUCAUUGUCUUUGGCCUAAUUUCUUUCUGGAGACCCUCUUUUUAGAAUGGUUCAGCGAUUGAUUUCAUGGUUUGAGCUACUAAUUGCUUGCUUUCUUCUUAAUACUCUCUACAAGGUGCCGGAGGCUUCCCUGUCUUUCAUUCUUAUGAACUCUUUGCUGGUGUUAAAGUAUCCUUGUACUUCACUAGGGUCGCCUUAUCACCCAUGAGUAGUCAUAGACUAAGCUGCAAGUUACUGUAAACCAAGAUUUCUGCUCUUUUCCCCUUUUUUAUCAAAUUGAGAGGGUGAUGUUUCCGUGAAUCUUAUACAAGUUAAGCUUUUCAGUGUUUGCUACUAAAAGACCUGGCUGUCGUAACUUUUAGAAGAUUGAAACAAGACAUAUGUUUAUCAAGAUUAAAAUAAUACAUAUUUUUUAUGGACAUGUUUCUAUUUGGGGGGUCUGAAUAAAAAGCAAUAUUAUUUUGAGGCUUUUAGCUGACAACUAACUAUUCAUAAACAAUUAUGGGCUGUUUUCAUCUCUUUUUCUUUUCUUUUCUGUUCAGUAAAAUGUCUAUAGUUUGAUAGUUCUUUGUCCACUUAACUUUAAUGAUUAAUGUUUGGAAUAUGAGCUUUAUUUAAACAAAUGUAGCUGAGACAUUUUGGUCGAACUUAGAACUAAAGAUCUCGUUUCCAAGCUGGUGCUCCAUUAAUGCAUGAAACGAGGUCAAGACAAUGCUAGGAAGCUUUUCAUUGGACUUGUAUCCAGGCUUUUCAAAGGAAACAAAGGAAAAUUUGUUUGCUUGCUAGUCAUACUUAUAAUUAUGGAUGACUCCACUGGUGGUAAUCAUGAUAAACUCUUUAGAUUCAAGCAAGUUUUUGAGUUUUGUGCUUUCCCUUCUGUAUCUUUCCCAUGAUAAUAUUUUCUUUCUUAUUUUGGUCUCUCCUAUAUUUAGUUUGCACAAUUGUUUCUUUCAGUAGCGGUGAUCUAAUAUUGACAGAGUGGACCUUGCAAUCAGACAUCCAUUCAGUAUGAAAAUGUUAAAUCUUUUCAUUUGCUUACGUUUAUCCUCACAAUGAAUGCUUCUAUAGUUGCUCUGAGCUGGAUAUAAUGGUGAUGAACGUUCUCCUUUUUUUUCCCUCUCUCUCCAGUCCAUUGUUUGUUACUUGGAAGAAAGUGGUCAAUGGUGGUGAGCCUCGUUUACGUGGAUGCAUUGGGACUUUGGAAGCUAGAGGUUUGAUUAAUGGAUUCAAGGACUAUGCUUUAACCAGGUAUUGAUGAUAAUGUGUUCCUAAUGCAAAAAACAUUUAUUUAUUUUGUUGUAACCUACGUAAAACAGAUGAGAGAGCUUUAACAUGUGGAAAUCACUAUUAACAGUGAACUUUGUAAAUGCUGUCAAAAUUGAUUUAAAUUGUGUAAAAGAUGCAUUUCUAUUUGACCCAAAUCUCCUAGCGAAACUGUACAAACCAUUAGAGGGUCUGUGGGUGCCUUCGAAUUUCAGGAUUACUUAUAGAAUGUCCUGAUUGCUGCAUUGUCUUGAAGAUGAGGUUUAGUUCUUAUAAGUUUUGUCCCUGUACCUUUUUAGUUGGAUCCAAAUAAUUUCCUUCACUGAUUUAUAUGUGAGGAUAAGAUGAAGUUCUGUACUAAAGCUGCAUUGCAUAUCAGUGCUUUUAGGUUGCGUACAAAGUUGCAUUUAGAAAUUGCAUUGUUCUUCAUGCAUAGUUAAUUUAUCUUGUGACUGUUUUAUCUGGAGCACUUCUGAAACAAUUCGUACAAAUACCUGAUUUCAUUGUUUUUGGACUUUCGCUCACGUGAUAUAUGUUGCACCCCUGCCUCUGUAUGCUGCUUACGAUUUUGUAUAUGGACACAGUGCUUUAAGGGACCGCAGGUUCCCUCCAAUACAGGCCAAGGAGUUGCCUUCUCUAGAAUGUACAGUGUCUAUUCUAACUAAUUACGAAACUGCUAACAACUAUCUUGACUGGGAGGUAUGUUAUUUUCAACUCAUUUUUCUUGGAAUGUUGAGAUUGCAAUCUUUCCUCUAAUUACUCAGUCAUUAUACCCAGAGUGUUGUAUAAGCAUAUUUAUGGUCUUCCUUUUUUGAAGUUUUUGCUACUGUCCUCAGGGUCCAAAUCUUAGGCAGUGAAUGAAAGUUUUGAGUUAAGCAUGCAUCUUCAAGUCAAUGUUGCAGCUACUGCAUACCCUAAAUGCAGAAGACCUUUUAUGAUAAAUUUAAUACUGGAUAUGUAUUGUUAAAUCCUUACAAGUUAUAACUAUAUGGUGAUCUUGUUUUGAAUUUUAUCGAAAGGCUCUCUCUUUAAGCUUUUAAAAAUUUCAUGUUCGUAGCAAAAAAGUUGCCUUUUACAUCCUUAAGAGAAUGAAAAUAAAUCGUUCUUCACAAAUAAUAAGGUUUUGCAUAUUACUUUUGAAUGCAUGUAUCUUGUUGGAUCCUUGGACUAUUAUUGGUUAAAAGUUUUGAGUCGCAAGUGGCCAUCAAAUUGGUCAAUGGUGUGACGGACUUAUUUUUACAAAAUUUCGUAACAUGUUGAUCUUUUCAAGUAGGGCACAGCAUCUUAUCACCUUUUGGAAAGAAAAUAACAGCUCUUACUUCUAAUGAUCCUGAUUGCAGGUUGGGGUACAUGGUAUGAUUAUUGAAUUUACUGACCCUAACAACCAGAUUAGGCGGAGUGCCACAUAUUUGCCUGAAGUGGCUGCCCAUGAAGGUAAAGAUUAUUAGUUUGAUCAGAGGUUGCAGAUGCUUUUGGUUUUCUUUUGUCAAAAGGUUAAUCAUUGUUCUUAAAAUGUUGCGGCGCCCCCAUUCAACCGUACUAGAGAACGCUUGCACAAACAUUAGGAUUACACGUCAAAAGUUUGAUCAAUGAAAAUGAUCGGGAUUG